Molecule: messenger RNA, 1033 nt
Organism: Andrographis paniculata
Lineage: Eukaryota; Viridiplantae; Streptophyta; Magnoliopsida; Lamiales; Acanthaceae
Exons: 6
Coding region: 185-727 (180 amino acids)
Biological process (GO): protein folding in endoplasmic reticulum
Cellular component (GO): EMC complex
Source: RefSeq, a predicted model, not a curated record
UGUUUUAAAAAAUGAGAAAAUUCGAUAAUAAAACCUCCUAUUUGCUACAAAGGCCUCGAUUUUACGCAAAUCCAAACACGCCUUAUUGGUGAAAAGUUCCCAGUCGGAGAAUCAUCCUGGGCAUCUUCCCCACCUGCAUAGCAAAUUUCUGAAUUUUGUAGUUUCCACCGGAGAAGAAGUACAUAUGGAGAAAGGCAAAGCAGUGAUGGGCUCCGGCCGCCGCUGGGCGGUGGAAUUCACUGACAAUUCAGCAUCUCAUUCAGCGCGAGAUAUUCCCGAUCCGCCAGGCUUCACUCGCUCGUCGCAAGAACAGGAUGAUUCGGCCGGGAGUAAACAGAAGAAGGACGCUGAAGCUAAUUGGAAAGCUCAGAAAGCAUGGGAAGUUGCACAAGCGCCAUUUAAGAACUUGUUCAUGAUGGGCUUCAUGAUGUGGAUGGCGGGAAGCACUGUUCAUCUUUUUAGCAUUGGUAUAACAGUUUCGGCACUGUUUCAGCCGAUCAAUGCACUUCGAGGAGUCGGGAAAGUUUUCGAGCCAUACAAGGACAAUAAAGUGGAUCUUCUCGCACCGAAGUUGGUGUUCAUUGCCCUUAAUUUGGUGGGCUUGGCAUUAGGAAUAUGGAAGCUUAAUACACUUGGGCUUCUGCCAACUCAUGUGUCGGAUUGGGUCUCGUCGUUACCUCCCCCACAGGAGGUUGAGUAUUCCGGCGGAGGUAUUCCUCUUUACUAGCUUUGUCUUUGAAUUCACCAGCCGAGAUGAGAUUUACCGAAUCAAGAUGCGAAUUCUGCAUUGGUGAUGGAGUUUCGCAUGCUCGACUCAGGUGAAGACUUCAGUUUUUUCUUAUAUUUUUGGAACGAAUUCAUCGGCAUAUUCGUGUACUGUAUAUUAUAGCGGUGAAGAAAACAAGAACUUCUCUUAGUUCAUCUUGCCUUGACUUGAUUUUGGAUUGCUGUUUUGGAGUGUGUUUUGGACAUUUUAUGGUGUUUUGUUACAGCAGCGCUACUUCUAAAGAUUAGCCAAUUUUUUUUGACAUAA